Molecule: messenger RNA, 4650 nt
Organism: Amoebophrya sp. A120
Lineage: Eukaryota; Dinophyceae; Syndiniales; Amoebophryaceae
Source: the annotation of a GenBank genome assembly
AUGACGGACAUAGUAUCCAGUGCCCUGUCGUCGAUCUUCGAUCCGGAGGCCCCCGGGGCCGACUUUGUCGACGACUACCGACAGCGCGAAGACCAACAGGUAUCCGUGCGAAACCUGCCCACCUGGGCGGAUCUGGCGCGCAGAGAGGACGAGGCAAAGUCAGACGACAAUGCAAUCGGGGCGGAGGAACUGGAAAAUCCUUUCCAGGUCGACGUCCGCCCCUGCAAGCGGAUUAAGCUUUAUCAGGUUCUUCAUGAUGUGCAGCGCCGGACCAUCAAGCGCCUUGUCGUUGUCGCACACGCUUUUUCUUCUUGUAGGUUCUUGGACCAUUAUUUUUUUUAUCAUACUCAAUGCGCCGACGAAUCGACAUUACAACAGGGCGACAUAUGCAGCUUGGACGCACAUGCACUGACGUUGGAUGUUUCGUACGCAUUUCCGCCCACGGAUUCUCCUAGGAAUUCCCCCAGCCGCAACAAGUACAACCAGGAUGCGGGUUCGCAGUCGCAUAUUGUGGACGAUCGGUCGACCGCCUACGGUGGGUCCAGUAGCAGCGCUAGCAGCAGCAGUAGCAGCGGCGGAAACAACUUCUACGGCAACCACCCGCUCGCGCCGUCGAACGCAAAUGCUGUGUACAAUUACGGAGGGGGUGCAGGAGCAGGAGGUGCUCCACCUGCUCCGCCGGUAAUUAUCCAGAACGCGCAGCAGUAUUACAUCGGGGAUGAAGAUGACGCGAACAGCGCAACCCGUUCCACCAGCAACCAGAACCAGCCAUCCGGACGCUUCCAGUCCGGGGGGUCGCACCCCUCCGAUUUCAGCCCACUCGGAAAUCCCGAAGCGCGUGAAAACCCCUGCUCCCUCCUGCCAGUCGCUGGGGUGCGAAACGUUCUCAAAGAGUACUCUGCUUUGAUAAGUAGUAGUACCCUCGAGGCCCAUGUGAAGAGUUGUGCAUGCUCGUAGUUUUUGGAAAAACAAGAAGAAGGACGUAAAGGCUGGAUCCGAACCACAAUUAUUCCCGCAGCUGCGUAGAGUAGAGCAGCACAGCGCAGAGGUUUUCGUGAAUACUAGUUGUCGUCGCAAUUUUUUCCACAAUCAAAGGUAUCACCACGUGAUGAGCUUGCACUCCGGGAGUCAGAUGCUCUCUACGCUGGUGUCAGAAGACAGCAUUGACUUCUUUGGGCAUACUAUCGCAAGAAAAAACUGUUUCACUGUGAACUUGUGAUGCAGAAAAUGGAUCGCAGAAGUGUGUGUCAUGCCACACAUGCAAGACAAUGGAUUUCUAGCUGUGUUUUCCCUUAGGAACUCCGCAUGACAGAUUUUCAGUGUCACGCGUAACAAACUUGUGAUGCAGAUUUUGCAAAAUCACCACAGUGAAACAGUUUUUUCGUGCGAUACAUACGGACGGCUUCGAGACGCAGAAUCAAAUUUACGGGAAUCCCCACGGCGGAGGGGGUGGCUACCACCAUGGGGACGGGGGGACGUCGUCCUUCGGCGGGCCAGGUCGCACGCUCUCACGCAAUUGGAAUCCGCGGGACGUGGGACACACAAUCCUGGUCAACUCUGCGGACGGAGAUACGACGUUGACGCAGCCUUCGAAACUCCUCCGCGGUGGCGAAGUUGUUCACAUGAAGGGAAAUUUCGGAAAUUUGCUCUGUCGGAAGCUGCUGCUCUUCUCGGGCCCCCGGUACACGGUCAAGUACAAAAAAGCAGCGAGGCACACGUGGCAUGUCUGUGUAAGUAACAACUUCUUGUUGAGACAUUUUUUUUUUGUGCUGAGCCACACGAUAUUGAUCUCUCAACGUAGGUGCUUCGGUUCUUUUUCUUCUCUCGGUAGCCGCUCCGCUGUCGUCUAAAACUGAACAAAUGAUAAGCCACAGAAGUUGUAGCUACACUCCGCAGGUCCGGGAGAUGCUGAAGAUGGCCGACGAACUGAAACUGAAGUCCAUCGCAAUUCCGAUUUGCUACUCCGUGCGAAAAAACUACCCGCUUAAGGAGAGCGUCCACAUCCUGCUGCGCACGGUGCGCCGGUGGCUGGACUUGUUGCCCAAUAAUAUCGAGGACGUGAUCCUCGUGUCCCCGUUCUCGGAUCACAUCGAGUUGACGAAGCAGCUACUGAAAGUGUACUUCCCACGGUUCCCCAAGGAGGGCUCCCUCAUCCUAUUCCAAGAAUUAAACGCGUGGAUCGGGCUGGAGAACCUCCAGAACGAUGAAGACAGCUUGCACCAGAACGAUGAUCCGUCACUUGCUCCUGCGGCAGAAAGGACGAGCGGCGUGCAGGCUCCCCCGCUGGGUAAAAUUUUACCGGUCUACUUGUCUUCAUUUCCGCUACUGCAUAAAUGGUUCUGGACAAUAUGCGCCUAUUGCAUUUUGCACGUCGGCUCCGAGUGUGUCUGUUACUGUUUAUUUCAUCUGUGUGUCAAACUAAAACAAUCCUCCUGGUCCUGGUGUAGUUGCGCUUGUUUGCAGAGAAGAAGUCGGAACAAGUGGAUGUAAGAACAGCCGCCAGUUGCGAAAACGUUUACUACAGAUCCCCAACAGCGGGCGCGCGAGCGGCACAUGCUCCUCCAGGCUCAGUUUUUUGGCGACCCGAAGACAGGGGAGUACAUCGAGAAUCGGAGUGGCACCAAAUCCCAUGACCACCUGAAAAAAAUGGUUCGUAAGCGCCAGGACAAGGAAGACGACGCCCGCACAACACGCGGAAAGGUACGAAACGCGUCAAAGAACGUAAGUCGUUUUUGUCAUUUUUUUUUUCACCUAGCGCUCCUCUCAUCUCCAAAAGCGAGAGAACUUUGUGAGGGUGUGACUCAGUGAUCAACUGCAGCACGACUGGGAAGAUCAUCCUGGAAACAAGUCAAGUAUGGUUCGCGUCUGGUGCUCUUUGCGAUUUUGAAUAAUGAACACGAAAUCGAUUUUUUCCCCCGGUCACAUCUUAGGACGGGACGCCCCAGAAUCAGCGAGACGACCGGUCGGAUGACGGGGAGCUGAUCGAAGCCUUUGUUGGCGACUGGGACCACGUAGCGCAGCGAAGGCUUAGCCUGACCAUGUGGGAGGCUGAAACCGCGCUGGAGUGUUCGCGCAUCUACUUCCGUUCCCUGCGUCACUGCGGGGAUAUGCAGUCCAAGCAGCUUGAUUUUCUCGUGGACCACAGCCAAAACCACGUGCCGCACUUGUGGUUUCUCGGGGACAAAAUACCCGCACGCUUCGCCGAAGAGGAGCUGCUGCGCUACUUCACAAGUACUAACUUGUUUUUCAGCUUCUUACACUAAGCGCUAUAUCAUGUUCAAAUGUAGUUGAAAAGUUAUCGUGUCAGUGCAUUUUCGUGCCUGCGCCUGCAUCACGCGGCCCACUAGAAUGCCUACUGGCUCUAAGACGUCGCUGCUUAGCUGCACUACUACUAGCUUCAAAAUGCUCGUCUCCGAUCGAGCGCUAUGGCCCCCGCGGAUCCGAAACAACAACAGGUCGCAUCGAGCCCUUUCGCGAGAUGGCCACGCCUGCGCCGGGGCGUCUCGUCCAGGAGUGUUUUCUCGUGUAUGCACACGCCACGGGACAAUACCUGCCCGCUUCCCGGCAGUUUUUUGGGGAGAUUGUCCGUACGGUCGAGUACAUUCUGCCGGGGAUGCAGUUUCUGAUUGUCCACCCCACCAUGGCUGUCAAGGCCUUGUUCGCGUUUUGGUACGCCACGGGGAUCAUCAGCAGCGACUUCUGGAAUCGUUUGGUCUACUGCGAUACGGUUGCCGAGGUGCGGCAGUACUUGCGGGACCGGGGGGAGGCAGUUCCGCGAUCGGUGGAGGAAUUUGACGCCUUUUUCGUACGCAGAAAAGCGCGGGCUGUGGGUCGGCAUAAGUACAUCCAAUUCAAAACUCCAUUGCCAAUGUGAUGAUGCCUCAUAUGUUUCUGUUUCAUCAUCUUCUUGCAGCAACACAACCACUACAAGUAGUGAGAGUGAAUAUGUAGUUUUCGAGUUCUUGAUGUGAUGUCGCUCUCCCUGCAGCUGUGGUGCAAUAGGUGUAGGUCAUCUAAAAGUCUGUACGGAAAGACAAAUCUUCCCAUUCUCAUUGUCUACUAUAUGCUGACCCACGCGCGUGCUUUCAGCAGCAUACCGAAACUCCGCUAAUUACUACUUUGCGGAGACGGCGAACGGAUGAAGGAGCGGAAGGGGCCGUGUUCGGCUCACGCACCACGGCGGAGGGGCCACGUUUUCCAUGAAAGACUGACUAGCGCAACUCAACUAUUUUCAAAUGUACUACGGAAGGACAUGUUCUCAAAUUAAUCUACUUACUGCAAAACAAGUCACCAAGUUAAUGAUAUGCAUCGCAGAACCGGACAGGUUCUACUCCGCCUCUUGCAUAACAGCAAGGCAGGUGGCUUCGCUUCACUACAUCAAUGUGCAAAUUAUAAGAGACGCAAAUGAAUAUUUCCCCACGACAGUACGCGUCGGCGCGAGAUAAAAUGUACUAGUCUCAACAAAUGAAACAGACACGCCCGCUUGCAAGAAACAUUGACUCCCCAUUGUAUCACAAGUUUUUCAAUGGAUCUUGUACCUGAGACAUUGAUAGUUCGCAGUAACGAACACUUGUACCAAAAUACAUUUGAUGUGCAUGCAGCACCUAUAAGUCUGGAAACCCGAAGAUACCACCAAAUUCAUUACCGGAU